AUCUUCAUCAGACUCCCUCCCCCUUCACCUUUCCUCUAUUUCCCCCCCAUUCGUCAAUUCCUACUACAAACCCUUCUCCCAAUUUUGCACCCUGGCUUAAAGGUCAUGGCUGGGAAAAGAGUGAUAGCUAUUUGCCAGUCAGGAGGUGAAUUUGAGACGGAUAAAGAUGGUUUUCUAUCUUAUAAGGGUGGAGAUGCUCAUGCUAUGGAAAUUGAUGAUAAGAUGAAGUAUAAGGAUUUCAAGACGGAGGUUGCAGAGAUGUUUAAUUCCAACCUUAAUACAAUGACUGUCAAAUAUUUUCUCCCAAGCAACAAGAAGACACUUAUUACUAUCUCCAAUGAUAAAGACCUUAAACGCAUGAUCAAGUUUCACGGCGAUGCUGAGACUGCUGAGAUUUUUGUAAUGACUGAGGUCAUUGUUCCUGAAGCUUCGCACAUGCCUGGCAGUAGGUCAAGCAGGACAACUUUGUCAGAAGCGGGAGUUCCAGUUGAUGCCCCUCCAAAUGUCAUGGAGGAAGAUGUUGCUGAUGAUUCAAACCAGGCUGGUCUUUUACUUGAUGCCAACUUUGAUAUUGUAGGUGAUACCAACCAUGGUGAUGUUGAUAUUGAUAUUCCAGCUGAAAUUGCUGCUCCUAUAAAUGCUGUUGGUUCCUAUAAUGAAAAGCAUGCUAAAGCCACUGAAAUGUGGCAAAACAACAUUACUGGUGUUGGCCAACGGUUCAACAGUGUACAUGAAUUUCGUGAGGCAUUGCGCAAAUAUGCUAUUGCACAUCAGUUUGCUUUCAAGUACAAGAAGAAUGACAGUCAUCGUGUGACAGUAAAAUGCAAAGAAGAGGGCUGUCCGUGGAGAAUUCAUGCAUCAAGGUUGUCAACAACCCAAUUGAUAUGCAUUAAGAAAAUGAAUCCAACGCAUACGUGUGAAGGUGCUACUCUAAAGAAUGGGUAUCAGGCAACGAGAAGUUGGGUUGCAAGUAUCAUAAAGGAGAAGUUGAAAGCUUUCCCUAACUAUAAGCCAAAGGACAUUGUGCAAGACAUCAAACAGGAUUAUGGAAUACAAUUAAAUUACUUUCAGGCCUGGCGUGGGAAAGAGAUUGCCAAGGAACAAAUUCAAGGCUCAUAUAAAGAGGCAUAUAGACAGUUACCAUACUUCUGUGAAAAGAUAAUGGAGACAAAUCCUGGUAGUCUCGCUACUUUCACUACCAAAGAAAAUUCGAGUUUUCAUCGGCUUUUCAUAGCAUUCCAUGCAUCAUUAUAUGGCUUUGAACAUGGAUGUCGUCCUUUGCUUUUCCUUGAUAGCUUACUUUUGCGCUCAAAAUACCAAGGUACGCUUCUGGCAGCAACAGCUGCUGAUGGCAAUGAUGAUGUUUUCCCUGUUGCUUUUGCUGUGGUAGAUUCAGAAUCUGAUGAUAAUUGGCGUUGGUUUUUGCUACAACUUAAAACUGCACUUUCAAGAUGUCGUGAUAUGACUGCUGGAGUUGACAGAGAGGCAAUUGCCAUCAACACGUUGUCAGCAAGUCGCAGUAUGACAAUUGUGGCAGAUAGAGACAAAGGAUUAAGAGAAUCAAUAGCUGAAAUUUUUAAGGAUGAUGAGAUCUACCAUGCUUAUUGUCUGCGAUAUCUUUCUGAGCAACUAAUUAGAGAUUUGAAGGGUCAGUUUUCUCAUGAAGUUAAGCGUCUAAUGGUUGAAGACUUGUUUGCAACAGCUUAUGCAACGAGGCCAGAAGGCUUCCAAAGGUGCAUUGAGAGUAUUAAAAGUAUUUCAGUUGAAGCCUAUAACUGGAUCAUGCAAAGUGAGCCUGAGCACUGGGCUAAUGCAUUUUUUCCUGGUGCAAGAUAUAACCAUAUGACAUCAAACUUCGGAGAGCUCUUUUACAGUUGGGUGUCAGAUGCCAAUGAAUUGCCAAUAACACAGAUGGUUGAUGCAAUAAGAGGAAAGAUAAUGGAGUUGAUUUACACCCGGCGGACUGAAUCCAAUCAAUGGAUCACACGGUUAACCCCGUCUAUGGAGGAAAAAUUUGAAAAGGAAAGCCUUAAAGUUCGCCCCCAUCAAGUAUUAACAGCUUCUGGGAGCACAUAUGAGGUGCGUGGAGAGUCCAUUGAACUUGUUGACAUUGCGAACUGCAAUUGUACAUGUAAGGGAUGGCAACUUUCUGGAUUGCCUUGCUGCCAUGCCUUGACUGUCAUUGGUUGCUUGGGCCGAGAUCCAUAUGAUUAUUGUGCUAGAUACUUCACCACCAAUAGUUACAGAUUAACAUAUUCAGAGUCCUUAAAUCCAAUUCCAAGUAUAGAAAGGCCUGGGAGAAAGGAUAUUUCUCAGGGUGCUGUAACUGUAACCCCUCCUCCAACUCGUCGCCCUCCUGGCAGACCUACCACUAAGAAAAAUGCUUCACAGGAGUCUAUGAAACGUCAGCUCCAAUGUAGUAGAUGCAAGGGUACUGGGCACAAUAAGUCAACAUGCAAAGAGUUUGCAUUGGAGUUCUAGACUAUGAUUUUUGGACAAAUGGAACUGUUGUGCCAUCAAACACAUCGAUAGUUGCUGACGUACCUUCUAGGCAGUUUUCUUUUCUUCAUUUUUUUUAUCAUUUUCUUUUAUUUGGUUUUUCUAACUUUAGAUAUUUUUUAGCCUUAAUAAGUUAGAUUAGAUGUUUAGAAUCAUUAGACAGCUUUCUUAACUGAGAUCAGCUCACCUUGUGGUGUAAAUAUCAGUUGCGCAGUUCACUUGUUUCAUGUCAAAAGCUUCCUCUGGAUGUGUCUUUUGUGGAUUCUCUUGGUAUUGUACCAAGAGAUUAGGGAUGGUAGUACAUUCCCAUUGGUGAGAUGUGGAUCUGUACUACUAGCAAUUAGCAAUUUUAUUCAUUUUUUUUUCUUUUAGCAUGAAAGGUCCCGCUACUUUAUUUAGUA
Molecule: messenger RNA, 2900 nt
Organism: Coffea eugenioides
Lineage: Eukaryota; Viridiplantae; Streptophyta; Magnoliopsida; Gentianales; Rubiaceae
Exons: 4
Coding region: 106-2481 (791 amino acids)
Molecular function (GO): zinc ion binding; protein binding
Source: RefSeq, a predicted model, not a curated record